CGCUCAUGUAACGACCCCCAACUAAUUCAGUGCCUUGUCGCAGCGAACGAGCGAGCAGCCUUCCGGAACAAUGACUGACUCGAGGGCGAAUUUCAAAGUGUUUAAACUUUUAAAGAUUAUAUUUAGUAGCUUCCUUGUUGCAGCGCUUCUGUUAUUUACUGUCGCAUCUAUCAGGACUUUUACACUGGAUGUAAAUGUCGGACUUCAAACCGCUCACUGGGAAAAGACGAAUAACAUCUCGCUUGUGAUAGACCACCAUCAGAGAAAGGAGCUUCUUGAAAACUUUAAAAAAGCUGUCCGGAUCCCCACGGUGUCAUUCUCACCGACUGAGAGCAACACGACCGCGCUGCUGGACUUCGAAAGGCUCCUCCGGAAGGUCUUCCCAACAGUUUUCUCUUCAACACUGGUUCACCAUGAACUGGUGGCCAACUACAGCCACCUGUUUUGGGUGCCAGGAUCACAGCCUGACCUGGUGCCAUACCUUCUGCUGGCCCACAUUGAUGUUGUACCUGCCUCAGAGUCAGAUGGUUGGGAGGCCCCACCAUUUUCUGCCCAGGAGAUAGAUGGCUUCAUCUAUGGUAGAGGGACCCUAGACGACAAGGGUCCUGUAAUGGGAAUACUUCAGGCACUGGAGUAUUUGCUGAUAAAAGGUUAUGCACCACGCAGAGGAUUUUACAUCGGUCUUGGCCAUGAUGAAGAAAUUCAUGGUCACAACGGAGCAGUGAACAUAGUGCAUGUUCUGAAGCAGCGUGGUGUGAGGCUGUCGUUUGUCCUGGAUGAGGGCCUGGCUAUACUUGAUGGAAUCAUCAGUGGUCUUGAAGGACCUGCUGCUUUAAUUGGGGUAAGUGAAAAGGGUAUGGCCAAUGUAAAGCUGAGUGUGUCUGUGAAGCCUGGUCACUCCUCAAUGCCUCCCAGUGAAACCAGCAUUGGGAUCUUGGCUGCAGCAGUUAAAAGACUAGAGGACAACCCCAUGCCAAGGUUUUUUGGUUACGGCCCUGAGCGUGAAACCUUUGAACACCUGGCCCAUAAGUUCAGGCUCCCAAUGAAGUUCAUAAUGUCAAAUUUGUGGCUGUUCUCCUCACUCCUGGGCAGAGUAAUGGAAAGAAAACCAGACAGUAAUGCUUUCGUAAGGACAACCACAGCUGUCACCAUGUUUAAUGCAGGUGUUAAGGUGAAUGUCAUCCCUUCCCUCGCUGAAGCUUAUGUAAAUCUACGAAUUCACCCUGCACAUUCAUUACAAGAGGUCCUGGACCUCAUCCAGUCUACAGUGGGGGACCAGCGAGUGAAAAUAGAGCUCGUUUAUGGAUUUGACCCUCUGCCUGUCAGCUCUGCUGAUGAAAAGUCCUUUGGAUUUCAAAUCAUUAAGAAAACAGUGCUGGACAUGUUUCCAACUGUUGCAGUGGCUCCAGGCAUCUGUAUUGGGAACACAGACAGUCGACACUUCAAAGACCUGACCAGUGAUAUUUAUCGCUUCAGCCCUGUCUGGUUUAAACCAGGCGACCUUCAAAGAUUCCAUGGCAUCAAUGAAAGGAUUUCUAAGAAGAACUACGAGGACCUCGUAGCAUUUUACUUCAGUUUGAUUCAAAACAGUGACAUUCAGAAGCUGCCAGAGCCUCACAGCUCUCUCCAUGAACUCUAAGAAAUGGAAAGCACUAGUAACAAUUAAAGAAAAUGCAAUCCAACAACCUUUUUUGAUGAAUUUGGAUAAUGAAUCUGGUACUCUACAGUAGUUUUUAAAACAAUGCUGUAGUAUCACUGACCACUCAGUAAAAUGAAUCCUGAUUUGUAAAGGUGA
This is a messenger RNA of Monopterus albus (swamp eel), 1795 nucleotides long. Its product is annotated as N-fatty-acyl-amino acid synthase/hydrolase PM20D1.2. The transcript has 13 exons. The record is from RefSeq and is a predicted model, not a curated record. Bases 71 to 1639 code for a protein of 522 amino acids. Gene Ontology annotation, biological process: amino acid metabolic process; lipid metabolic process. Gene Ontology annotation, molecular function: metallocarboxypeptidase activity; hydrolase activity, acting on carbon-nitrogen (but not peptide) bonds, in linear amides. NCBI's taxonomy places the organism in Eukaryota, Metazoa, Chordata, Actinopteri, Synbranchiformes, Synbranchidae.